CAUUUUAACAAAUCAGCAAGAAGAAUCAUUGAACUAAUUAAGUAAACGUCCAUUUUCUGAUUUUUUAAAGCUAACCAUGAUGAGCAUCUUAUUCUGAAAGGUGAGAACUACUUCUAAAGAAGCGUUUUGCAAAGAACAGCACCGAAAAAAGGCUUAGAAUUUUGUCGAUACUACAUUCAUAAGAUGUCUUUUCUUGCCCUUUGGGCUCCUCCUUGAACCACUUGAUGAUUUUAGUACAAGAAAAUCAUAAAAAAUUGACAGCGUCACAUGUGGGUCAGCUCUGCUCAGCCUUGUUUCUCAAUUCUACAGUUCAUGUGGCAGGUCACACAUCCCAAUGCUAUAUACCUUCCCCUGCUAAUAAUUCACAAUCAAUAAUUGCACUUUUCCCCACCAUACUACUCUACUACUCCCCCAAUCUCAGCCUGGCGCUCUUUCCCUCUGCUAAUCAAAACCAAAAAAAAAAAAAAAAAAAAGGCUCCUUUCAAUAUGUGGAAAGACCUCCCUUUUGAUGUUCUAUCCACCAUCUUCUCGUUCCUCUCCCCUGAUUCAUUGGCUCGAGCCAGAUCAGUAUGCAGGCAAUGGCACACCUGUGCCAGAGCCUACCCUUUGGCCUCAGAGUCCAACCACCCAUCUUGGUUCAUUGCCUUGCCUUUGCGCAACCUGACUCAAUCUAACUGCUUCCUUCUCAAUCCGGUCCUCACCAAUUGGCACUCUCUCUCCCUCGAUUUCUUGCCGAUCCCGGUUCGUCCCGUCGGUUCGGUUGGCGGUUUCCUCCUCUUAAGAACCACAAACUCCACGACACUGCGUUUGAUCCUCUGUAACCCUUUUACCAGGCAGUACAAGCACCUUCCUUUGUUGAGCAUUCCCAGGUCCAACCCCGCCGUUGGUGUCGUACCUUUACAUUCUACGUCGUUUCCUAGCUUCAGAGUCUACGUGGCCGGCGGCAUGUCCGAGGCACCGUACGGAGGUGGAGGAGGAGCGACGUACGAGCCGACGUUGGAAAUGUACGACUCAAACCAGGACACGUGGAAAGUUGUGGGGAACUUACCCAUGGAAUAUGCCGUUAGGAUGACGGUUUGGACCCCAAAUGAGUGUGUCUACUCCGAUGACGAUGGGCUUCUCUAUUGGAUCACGUCGGCCCGGGCUUAUAGUUUAAUGGGCUACGAAAUUGGGUCCAAGACGUGGAGGGAGCUGAGAGUGCCGAUGGCGGACAAGCUGGAAUUUGCGGCGCUGGUGUGGCGGAAGGGGAGGCUGACACUUGUAGGUGGCACGUGCGGUGGAGAUGCACGUGUGUGGGAGCUUAGUGAGGGAGAUAAUUGGGUAAUGGUUGAGAAGGUACCGGUGGAAAUGGGAAUGAAAUUUGCGGGGGAGAAGGGAAGCUGGGCUGGUACAAAAUGUGUGGGAAGUGAAAGUGAUGGGGCUAUUUACCUGUAUAAGGAUGUUGGGUCUGGAAUGUUGGUGUGGAAGGAAAAUGGAGAGAAAGGCAAAUGGGACUGGUUUUGGAUUGAUGGGUGUGGUGGUGGUGGUGGUGGUGGUGGUGUUAUUAGAGGCAAACAAGUCUCAAAUUUGCAAAUCAAAGGAUUGCUCAUUCAACCAAAUCUUGCCCUUUCUAGCUUCUUUUAAAUGCAUUACUCUUAAUGCGACAGCUUUAAUUGAUUCAAAUGUGUAUAUAUUCUGUGUUCGCUUCGUUUGCCAA
Molecule: messenger RNA, 1696 nt
Organism: Ziziphus jujuba (common jujube)
Lineage: Eukaryota; Viridiplantae; Streptophyta; Magnoliopsida; Rosales; Rhamnaceae
Product: protein UNUSUAL FLORAL ORGANS
Exons: 1
Coding region: 487-1623 (378 amino acids)
Molecular function (GO): protein binding
Source: RefSeq, a predicted model, not a curated record